This is a messenger RNA of Dermacentor andersoni, 475 nucleotides long. RefSeq lists its product as uncharacterized. NCBI's taxonomy places the organism in Eukaryota, Metazoa, Arthropoda, Arachnida, Ixodida, Ixodidae. The record is from RefSeq and is a predicted model, not a curated record.
UGAAUGGUGGAAUGUGGAAAACGAAGAGAGCUUUUCGCGGGCCGAGCAGUGCCUUGUUCAACAGUACAUCGAAUCAACCAAAUUGGACGCUUCGCAAGAAGAAGCUAAAGCAAUGGCUGCCCAAGUGAUGAACCAAAAUUUCAUACUGGCGCCGUCAUUCCAGGCCUUCAAGUACAGUCUCGAAGGAUCACGUUAUAGCAUGUCCAACUUCAGCCUGCACCAGAAUUUUCCAGCCGAUAGCAAACAUGUGUUCUAUGCAGCGCAUAUGAUGGCUCUCUGCGACGAGACUGACACAGCACAAAACUCGUUUAUUUAUCGUAUGUUCAACGAAGAGCUCUCCGAUUUCUACAGGCACAACGUGCCCUUCUACAACUUUCCGGAAUACGAAGACCAAGUUUCGAACUGUGAGCCAGCUCAAGCCAAUGAGUUGUCGAAGAUUCGACACUGUCGAAUAUGGAACACAUAUUGAGAAAGA